AAACAUUUUAACUGUGUCUUUUAGAUUGGGGAGCCUAAUUAAAGUAAAAAUUGAUUUUCUCUUUAAAAAAAACUUACUAAAAACAAGCCAAAUAUUGUGUUGGUCCCGUUCAAGGAUUAUUUUAAGGAGCAAUUAGUCGAGCGAGUUUCAGAAACCAAUUAACGUCGCGAUGGCCCAACAGACCCCUUUGGUUCUUCGCUUGCUCGCGUCUUCCACCACGCUCGCGGGGAAAGCUGGAAAAAUUAUCAAAGACGUCAUGAAAGGCGGCGAUUUAGGCAUUAUCGAAAAAGGCAGCGGCAAGAACGAUCUUCAGACAGAGGCGGACCGUUCCGCUCAAAGGUGCAUAGUGGCAUCUUUGGUGAAGUUGUUCCCCGAUGUUACCAUUAUCGGAGAGGAAGGACCAGUCCACGAAACCGACGAGGUGCCUAGUGACUGGAUUGUUACAGAUCUGGAUGCAGGAGUGCUGGCCAGUGAUUGUCCCGACGAAUAUGUAGAAACAGACCCGAAAGACAUCGUCGUGUGGGUUGAUCCAUUGGAUGGAACUUCAGAAUAUGCUCAAGGAUUGCUAGAUCACGUCACAGUUCUCAUAGGGUUGGCGAUAAAGGGCAAGCCUGUAGGUGGUGUUAUCCACCAGCCUUACCAUAACUACAAGGUCGAACCAGACAGCAAAGGCCGGACGCUGUGGGGGUUGGUCGGGUUGGGAGUGGGAGGUUUCAUACCAAAGACUCCACCCACCAACAAGUUCAUCAUAACCACCACCAGAAUGCAUGCUGACGAGCUCGUCGAUAGAGCGCUUGAGGCAUUGAAGCCUGACGAAAUUAUACGAGUCGGCGGAGCAGGCCACAAAGUUUUAACCUUGCUGGAGGGCAAAGCUCACGCAUACGUCUUCGCGAGCAAGGGUUGCAAAAAGUGGGACACGUGCGCCCCUGAAGGGCUGCUGCGAGCUUUGGGGGGUAAGCUCACCGAUAUCCACGGUCGGGAGUAUGAUUAUUCGGCGGACGUGGAGUACCCAAAUGCUCAAGGAGUGUUCGCGACUUCUAGGCACGUCGACCAUGACGCGUUGAUCAAUCGCAUCCCCAAGGAGCUGAAGGAUAAAUUUCCUCGUUGAUUUUUCGACGCUCAUAUUUUAUUUUAGGUCGUUACUAGCCAAUGGGCAUUUCUUGUAACUGAAAAUAUUUCCAUAAUAAAAAUGAUUUCAACUG
Cylas formicarius (sweet potato weevil) is the source of this 1202-nucleotide messenger RNA. RefSeq names its product 3'(2'),5'-bisphosphate nucleotidase 1. Lineage: Eukaryota; Metazoa; Arthropoda; Insecta; Coleoptera; Brentidae. The transcript is spliced from 6 exons. Gene Ontology annotation, molecular function: 3'(2'),5'-bisphosphate nucleotidase activity. The record is from RefSeq and is a predicted model, not a curated record. Bases 170 to 1108 code for a protein of 312 amino acids.